GUUUCGACAGUUGACACAAAUCACAGGCAGAUUAAGCUUGAAUGAAACAUCCAGACGAGCUGAUUAAAUUAAGAUACGUAGAGUGAAAAAGAAAUCCAAAAAUGCGCUUUAGUCAAAGAUAGGGGAUAGUUUUCAGACUUGUUUUUUUCGCAAUGGAACAUUCUGAUGAAAGAUCCACUAAACGGCAAAAAAUGGACAUAAAUGAAGGCUUAAUUACAAUAGAUUUAAAGUGGAAUAACUCACUGUAUCAGUUGUUAGUCGAUCCAGACGACGAUGUGUUGAUUUUAAAGCACAAGAUACAAAUGGAAACAGAAGUUUUGCCGGAACGCCAAAAGAUUCUGAAUCUCAAGGGCAAAAAUAAUGUAAAAAUUGAUGAUAAUUCGAAAAUCUCGGAUCUUUUAAUUAAGCAAGGCAAGCCACUUCAAAUGGUUGGUUCACGGGAAGAGGAUAUACGGAGUGUAAAUGAAAAGCCAGAAGAAACUGAUGAGAUUGUGAAUGAUUUUGAGGAUCCAGAGCAGCAGGAUAAUGAUUCAUUUGAGAAUCGAGAUGUUUAUUUAGCUAAAAUUAAGCGACGUGUUGAUGAAUAUAAAGUAGAAGUUUUUAAUCCUCCACGACCUGGAAAAAAGCUCUUGGUUCUGGAUAUUGAUUAUACAUUAUUUGAUCAUCGGUCAUCGGCUGAAACUGGUGCUGAACUGAUGAGACCAUACUUACAUGAAUUUCUAACAAGCGCUUAUGAGCAUUAUGAUAUUGUGAUUUGGUCCGCAACAAGCAUGAAAUGGAUUAUUGAAAAAAUGAAGCUUCUUGGUGUUCAUACGAAUGAAAAUUAUAAAAUGACAUUCUAUCUCGAUUAUAAUGCAAUGAUAUCGAUUCAUCAUCCAAGUAAGGGAGUUGUAAAUGUUAAGCCUUUGGGAGUAAUUUGGCAAAAGUUUCCGGAAUUCUAUUCAUCCAAAAAUACAAUUAUGUUUGAUGAUAUACGUAGGAACUUUUUAAUGAAUCCAAAAAGUGGUCUACGAAUUAAAGCAUUUUCGCAAUGUCAUCUAAACCGUUCGACAGACACGGAACUGCUCAAGUUGGCUAAAUACUUGAAAAAAAUUGCCGAAAAUUGUGAUGAUUUUAAUCAGCUUAAUCACCGAAAGUGGGAAGGCUAUAAUCCAUGAACAUUUUUAAAAAUUGUAUUAUUUUUCCUUCAACAUUGAAAUAAAAGUAAAAGUAAAGGCCUUUCAGGUUUAAAUUCAGAUCUUCAGGA
Chironomus riparius is the source of this 1246-nucleotide messenger RNA. The record is from the annotation of a GenBank genome assembly. NCBI's taxonomy places the organism in Eukaryota, Metazoa, Arthropoda, Insecta, Diptera, Chironomidae.